Molecule: messenger RNA, 850 nt
Organism: Mytilus trossulus (common blue mussel)
Lineage: Eukaryota; Metazoa; Mollusca; Bivalvia; Mytilida; Mytilidae
Exons: 5
Coding region: 31-792 (253 amino acids)
Biological process (GO): protein insertion into mitochondrial inner membrane from matrix
Cellular component (GO): mitochondrial inner membrane
Molecular function (GO): ribosome binding
Source: RefSeq, a predicted model, not a curated record
UGUCUCCUUGAACUUGGCCGAAGUUACAAAAUGAAACUAACAUUGCCAUUGAGCAUGUUGAGGCUGCUGUUGGCAAAGCCGUCUUUCAAAUCAGUAAUUCCAAUCUGCUCUUCAUUUAAAAAAUGUCCUUCACACAUUUCAGAGAAAUUUCGUGCAUUUUCUACAAACAAAUCUCUAUUGAUGUCCAAUGAACGACCUUUAAAAUUAAUGAAAUUGCCAAAAAUAGUUCAACCUAAUUUUAUAUUAUGGCUGAAAAAUAAAUAUUUUGAAUUUUUAAUAAGGAACUACUAUGAUGCAACGUUUUCACAGUCAGAAUUCCUGGCAGGAGCAACACAAGCUAUCACUCAUGUGUCUAGUCUGAUUUCAAGGGGACAGUUUGAAGAUUUAGAAGAGUUAGUUGAUCCUGAUUCUAUUGAAGAAAUAAAGAGAAAUUACAAUCGCUUAAGUGAGAAGCAACACAGAGACUUGAAAAUAAUGGAAGACCAUAUUAUUAAAAUGUUUGUCCAUCAAAUUGGUAUGAUGUUUGGGAACUCAGGGAAUGUAUUUGUUGAAAUUACUGUUGUGCUUCAUUAUAAUUCUCCUGAUGAUAAGUCACUCAAGGAAACCACUCAUCAAAUCAAAACAGCAGAGGAUAUCAUAAAAGCUGCCUUGGAAAUAACAAAGAAAGUUGUCAAUGCUAAUUACAGAUUUAUUAAAGAGUGUACAAAGGGUUCAGAGAGUGACUGGAUUAUUAAUGGAGUGAACCAUUUUUCUAUAUUUAGAAAAGAAGAAGAAGAAGAAGAAGAAAACUGAAAUUUGAUUUUAUUUUCUAAAUGAAAUGUAUCUUUGUUUAUAAAAUAUAAAAAUUUGA